AUGUGGGUCGGCAACUUGCUGUGUCUGGCCGCUCUGGCUGUAGCCCUCUCCUUACCUACCUUAUCUGAUGGAGCAGCACUACUAGUGUUGUCAGCUCCUAACCUGCUGCGUGUGGGCAGUAAUGAGAACAUCUUUGUGGAGUCUCAGGACCAUCAGAAGCAGUAUGUGGUCCUGCAGGCCCAGUUUCCUGACUGCCUCCUGGAGAAGGUUGUCCUGCUCUCCUUCCAGUCUGGAUACAUCUUCAUCCAGACUGACAAGACCAUUUACACUCCGGCCAGCAACGUCUACUACAGAGUGUUCUCUAUGACUCCAGGCCUGGAGCCUCUGACCAGGGAGAACAAGAACAAAGACAUCACAAUCUCUGUGGAGAUCAUGACUCCUGAGAACAUCACCAUCUUCAGGGAGAUCAUCACCCCAGACAAGGGAGUCACAUCUGGACGGUUCAUUCUCCCUGCAAUUGUCAGGUUCGGGACAUGGCAUGUAGUCACAAGGUUCCAGAGCACUCCUCAAAAGACCUUCUCAUCUGACUUUGAGGUCAAGGAGUAUGUUCUGCCCAGCUUCGAGGUUAGUCUGACCCCAGCUAAAGCCUUCUUCUAUGUUGAUGACAAAGACCUGACUGUUGACAUCACUGCCAGGUAUAUAUACGGUAAGGAAGUGACAGGGACAGGCUAUGUGGUGUUUGGUGUCAUCACAACAGAUAACGAGAAAAAUAGUUUCCCUGCCUCUCUGCAGAGAGUAGAGAUCAAAGACGGUAAAGGAGUGGCUUGUCUGAAAAAGGAACACAUCACACAGACUUUCCACAACAUCCAUGAUCUGGUCAAACAGCCCAUCUUCGUAUCAGUCAGCGUGUUAACAGAGGGUGGGGGUGAAAUGGUAGAGGCAGAGAAGAGAGGGAUCCAGAUUGUCACUUCGCCAUACACCAUCCUCUUCAAGAGAACACCCAAAUACUUCAAACCUGGCAUGCCCUUUGACGUCUCUGUUUACAUUACAAAUCCCGACAACUCUCCAGCCAUUGGAGUGGAGGUUGAGGUGACUCCAGAUAAUGCUAAAGGGGUGACCAGGGCCAAUGGUUUUGCCAAAGUUACAAUUAACACUGUGGCAUCUGCCAGAGAGCUGGCAAUCACUGUGAAGACCAAGGACCCGGCGAUCCUCCACAACAGACAGGCGGAGGCCACCAUGAAGGCUCUCCCCUACAGAACUUCCACCAGCAACUUUCUCCAUGUCGGGGUUGACUCUAAUGAGCUGAAGAUAGGAGAACCCAUUAAGAUCGAACUGAACCUGGGAUCCACCCCCAUACAAAUCCAUGACAUUACAUACAUGUUCCUGAGUAGAGGUCAGCUGGUGAAAGUGGGCCGAUUUAAAAGACAGGGCAACGCGCUGGUAACACUGUCAGUGCCUGUCUCCAAGGAGCUGCUUCCGUCGUUCCGCAUCGUAGCGUACUACCAUGUGGGAGCAGCUGACCUGGUGGCAGACUCUGUCUGGGUUGACAUCAAGGUAUCCUGCAUGGGAUCACUGAAAGUGACAUCCACCAGGCCCAAGGCAUCCUAUGAGCCUCGUAGGGCUUUCAGUUUGACCAUCACUGGAGACCCGGGAGCGAAAGUAGGACUGGUGGCUGUAGAGAAGGGAGUCAACGUUCUCAACAGCAAACAUCGUCUCACACUGACCAAGAUCUGGGACACCAUAGAGAAGAAGCAUGAUACAGGCUGUACAGCUGGAGGGGGAGCAGACAAUAUGGGGGUGUUCUACGAUGCUGGUCUGGUAUUUGAGACCAACACUGCUAACGGGACUGGGAUCAGAACAGACCCCAGCUGUCCUGUUAGUUCUAGGCGGAGACGAGCAGUGACCAUCAGUGACGUCAUCACUAGUAUGGCCAGUAAGUACAAUGGUCUGGCCAAGGAGUGUUGUGUGGACGGGAUGAGGGACAACACCAUGGGAUAUACCUGUGACAGACGGACCCAGUACAUCUCAGAUGGGGACGUCUGCGUCCAAGCCUUCCUUGUCUGCUGCACUGAGAUGGCCUCCAAGAAGAUAGAAUCCAAACACGAUGCACUGCUGCUCUCACACAGUGAGGAGGAUUAUGAUGAUGCGUACAUGGAGUCUGAAGACAUUGUGUCUCGUAGUCAGUUCCCUGAAAGCUGGAUGUGGGAGGACACCAAUCUUCCUGAAUGCCCUGCCGAAAACAAGCACUGUGAGUCCACAUCGGUAAUAAGGAACAUCUACCUAAAGGAUUCCAUCACCUUCUGGGAAAUAAGAGCCAUCAGCCUGUCUAAAAUUCAUGGUAUCUGUGUGGCAGAUCCGUUUGAGAUGAUAGUUCUAAAGGAGUUUUUCAUCGACCUCAAGCUGCCCUACUCAGCCGUCCGCAAUGAACAGCUGGAGGUCAAAGCAAUCCUCCACAACAACAGCGAAGACCCCAUCACUGUGUGUGUGGAGCUAAUGGAGAAUGACGAGGUGUGCAGCUCGGCAAGCAAGAAGGGUAAGUACAGGCAGGAAGUGAACAUGGACGCCAUGUCCACCCGGGUUGUCCCCUAUGUCAUCAUCCCUAUGAAACUGGGCAUGUACUCCAUUGAGGUCAAGGCAUCUGUGAAAAACUAUGGCAGCAAUGACGGGGUGAAAAGGGAUCUGCGCGUUGUGGCUGAGGGAGUACUGGUCAAGAAGGAAACCAACGUACUCCUGAACCCGGCUAAACAUGGUGGUGAGCAGACGUCACACAUACCCAGUGAAGUUCCCCGGAACCAGGUGCCAAACUCUGAUGCUUACACACUGAUCAGUCUGACAGGUGGAGAGCAGACCAGUGUGCUGGUGGAGCAGGCCAUCAGUGGAGACUCUCUGGGCAGUCUGAUAGUUCAGCCAGUCGGAUCUGAGGAACAGAACAUGAACUACAUGACCCUGCCUGUCAUUGCUGCACACUACCUAGACAACACAAAAAAGUGGGAGGAUAUUGGCUUUGACAGACGGAACACAGCCAUCAAGUACAUCAACAUUGGUUACCAACGUGAGCUGGCCUACCGUAAAGAAGAUGGCUCCUAUGCUGCCUGGGUCAGCAGACAGAGCAGCACCUGGCUGACAGCAUACGUGGUGAAGGUGUUUGCCAUGUCCAUGUUCAGGAAAACGUGCUCUGUACUGCUGUCAAGUGGCUGA
Oncorhynchus mykiss (rainbow trout) is the source of this 3138-nucleotide messenger RNA. The record is from RefSeq and is a predicted model, not a curated record. NCBI's taxonomy places the organism in Eukaryota, Metazoa, Chordata, Actinopteri, Salmoniformes, Salmonidae.